CCGCACGCACUCGUAUUUAGCUGACGAUUCAUCAUCGAGGCAAGAUAUUUUUCAUCGCCAUCGACCUCUCAGCAGCUAGGGUUUCCACAUUUCGAAGUUCACAGAGCAUCAGAGUGAGGUGAAAAUGAGGCCAGUUUUCUGUGGGAACCUUGAUUAUGAUGCUCGGCAGUCUGAAAUGGAACGACUCUUCAGAAGAUAUGGGAAGGUUGAUAGGGUUGAUAUGAAGUCAGGUUUUGCUUUUGUUUACAUGGAGGAUGAAAGAGAUGCAGAGGAUGCCAUUCGUGCUCUAGACCGAAUUGAAUACGGUCGAAAGGGGCGUAGGCUUCGUGUUGAGUGGACAAAGCAAGAAAGAAGCAGCAGGCGACCAGAGAGCAGUAGAAGAUCUUCAUCUCACCUGAGGCCCUCCAAGACGCUCUUUGUAAUCAACUUCGAUCCUUAUAAUAUUAAACCAAGAGAUUUGGAGAGGCAUUUUGAUCCUUACGGGAAAAUAUUAAACGUGAGGAUCAGGAGGAAUUUCGCCUUUGUACAAUUCGAAUCACAAGAAGAUGCAACAAGAGCUUUAGAUGCCACCAACUUGAGCAAACUUUUGGGUAGUGUCAUCACUGUCGAAUAUGCUGCCAAGGACGAUGAUGACAGGCGAAACGGUUACAGCCCUGACAGAGGCCGCGACAGAUCACCAAGGAAAGGCUAUGACAGGGCCAGAUCCCCUAGUCCUCGUAAGCGAGAGAGAGAAAGUCCCGAUUAUGGGCAUGGUCGGGCCCGUAGCCCGAGCCCAUACCAUAGAGAGCGAGCAAGCCCAGAAUAUGCUCGUGGGCCCAGCCGAAGCCCGAGCAGGAAGGAACGGGACUCUAACCGUGGUCGUGGCCGAAGCCCUAGGAAGGAGAGAGACACUGAUUACCAUCACAGGCGAAGCCCGAGCCCCAGAAAUGACAGGGACACUGAUUUCCACCACAAUCAUCAUAAACGCAGCCCAAGUCCUCAAAGGGAGAGGUCCAAUGGUGACAAUGGCCGUGUGCCCGAUUCAGGAAGUCCUAAACGAGAGGAUGGGGAGAAAACAAUGAGUCCUGAUGACUAUUCCCGUAACAGAAGUCCUGCCUACAGUGAUCCAGAAAGCCCUUCACGUGCACUCAAUCGCCUGGGGCACAAGAGAGGUCUUGAUGACGAUAUGAAAAUGUACUGUUUGAUGGAUGAAGGUAUUGCUACAGUUUCACAAACAUUGCUCCUGACAAAAUCGUUGGCAUGAUUUAGAUGGAUGGUUUCUUUUGUUUCUGAAUAUUCGACUUGUGGAUUUUGCAUUUGAACCUCAUGUGUAGUUGGUGUCUAUGGUCUUGGGGGAACUUGUUACCUCAUUUUUCCUUUUUUGUUGUUUUUUUGCUUGUCGGCUGACUGUGGAUUGUUUAUUUCUGUUGGUUUUUGUUGAAUUGAUAGUGUAUGAAGAUUGUAGAAAGCCUUUAGUCAGCUCGGAAGAGCACCUACUCUGCUUUGGAUUUAAUUUUGCUUAUUUGUUUUAUUAAUAGACUGAGAGAAAUGCUAUAAUAUUGUACAUGGAGGUGUACAUAAUACUCACAUUAAGUGAAUUUUACCAAAAAUAAAAAAUCAAGUGGACUCCACUCCAAGUGAGUGUUAUGUA
Molecule: messenger RNA, 1630 nt
Organism: Striga asiatica
Lineage: Eukaryota; Viridiplantae; Streptophyta; Magnoliopsida; Lamiales; Orobanchaceae
Source: the annotation of a GenBank genome assembly